Molecule: messenger RNA, 1061 nt
Organism: Chaetomium fimeti
Lineage: Eukaryota; Fungi; Ascomycota; Sordariomycetes; Sordariales; Chaetomiaceae
Exons: 4
Coding region: 1-933 (310 amino acids)
Source: RefSeq, a predicted model, not a curated record
AUGGCGGUCAUCACCUCGCUUCCGGGACUUCGUGUCACUGUCGAGUCAAACGGCGUGGCGGCUGAGGAGCACGAGCACCCUCAUCCGCAAGAAGACAAUUCGAGAACCAUGGUCAGGGAGAACUUCGACCUCCCCCCUGAUUAUGAGGGUCCGCUGCCCCAUCUCGUUCGGUACAUCGAGGCAAAACCAGGCGAAGAAUUUGAAUUUGUGGUUGUCAAAGAAGCCGACGUCCAAGGACAGAGUCAUCACUUAGGCUUCGGUUUCUAUAUCGACGGAGAACUUGCGAACCGUAGUCAAGAGUAUCCCGACGCCCCAUCCAGAGCAUGGAGGUUAAGAGUGGGCGGCUUCUCAUCUGGGAACCAAUCGUCCGGGUACAGGAGGCACAACUACCAGUUCAAGGAGCUUCGACUGACCCAAGGCGACGACCUUUCUACCCGGGACCUGCAACGUCAAACUAGCCUAGCACAGGAGUGUGGGAUGCUGCGUGUUGUUGUCCAGAAUAUGGAAGAGAGCCGGUUCCUGAAUUCGUUCAAACCGCACAAGAUCACGACACAAUUCAAGGUUACCGAGCUUCCGGAGGAAGCGCUGAAAGGCUUAACGACGGACUGCGCAACUAGUCUCACAUCCAGACCAAGAGACCCCCCAGAGCCUCGUAGGCGCCGUCAGUGGAACUACAGCGACCCGGAGCGGCGUCCCUUUGCAGUCUUCGACUUCAUUUAUCGGUUGAGAGGUCAGUACCCACGACUCGCUUACCUCCCUUCCGCUACCCACCCCACACUAUUCACUCCACCGAGCGAGAACAGCCAACAGACCGCACCCGCCACAAGAACCAAGCGUUCGGCGAAAGCCAUAACCGAUGCUGAGCCCACAGCCCGGUACAAGGUGCGGCGGACGGAGGACGGGCGGGAGGAGACAAACCGGACUGAUGUCUGAUUGCUGGCGGCUGUCUGGAUGGCUGUCUGGGGGCUUGCGGCUUGCGACUUGUGGCUUGCUUGGUUGUAAGAACAACUGUGUGGGUGUUGAUAUAGGCGGAUGGUGGUUUUGGUGGGAGAGGGAGGGCU